AUGUUUUGUCAAAAAUUAUGUAUUAUAUUAAUAUUUUAUAUUUUUGGUAUUAAUGCGAAUACGAACGAUGAUUGUAGAUUUGCAUGCAUUCAACGAUGUCAAACAUCAUGCUUAGGAAAAUCAACAAUACCGACACUUUGUCUUAAUACAUGCCCUACAGCAUGUGCUUCAGCAUGUACAAGUUACCUUUAUGUUAAUCAAGGACAUAUGGCUUAUUUAAGACCAACAAAAAUUCCAGAAACUACAACACAACCUCCACUUUUACCUAUAUUAGAUAGUAGUUUAUUUCAACCUCUUGUUAAAAAAUUUCAUGAAGUAAGAGAUUAUUUAAAUCAUGCUACUUCACAAGUUGUCUCUGAUAUAAAUCAAAAUAAUAUAAUAAAUAUAAAUACAACGGCAAAUGUUUGUCAUGGUGAAUGUUUAACUUCAUGUGAAAAUCAAUGUGAUCCUGAUAAUGAUGAUACAAGUAAUGUAUGUGAAACAUUAUGUAAACCAUUUUGUUCAGUUAGAUGUGGAUUAUUAUCUAAACAAUUUGAUUUAUUUUCUCGAUCUGCAUGCUCAUCUGUCUGUUCACCAAAUUGUAAUACAAUUUGUAUAAUAAAAGAAGGACUUAAACAAUUAUUUAGUGCUUCAGAGGUUCCAACAAUAAAAGCAAAAGAAUAUGUUAAUAAAAUUUCAAAUCAUUUUAAUCCAAAUGUACAUUAUGUUAAAGAAGUUACAACUAUGAAACCAAAAGAAAUUAUUGAAAAUAUUAAAAUAUGUGUUAGUCAAUGUGUAAAUAGAUGUGCUAGAGGAAUUGUUGAUCCAAAAAAAUCAUUUGAACAUCAAAUUUCAAAAUGUCAUUCACCAUGUGAAAAUGUUUGUAAAAAUAAAAAAAAUAUUAAUGGAAAAAAAAAGUGUGAUAUUUUAAAAUGUAAUCAAAAUUGUAUGUAUCAAUGUUAUGGUUUAAAAAAUAAGAAUAUUAAUUGUGAAAAUAUUUGUGAAAAAACAUGUGAUUCUAUAUGUUUAGCUCCAGAUGCACAUCGUGUCUCAUCACAUUUUCAGAUGAUGUUAAAAGUUGAUACAUUAUAUAAAUUAGAUUUAAUGAAAAAUGAUUGUCUUUCAAGUUGUACUAAUUAUACACCAAGAUUGGCAUCUUCUGAUGAUUCUAUUGCUUGGACUGAUGUAUGUCAUAAAUCUUGUACAUCACUUGAUUUUGAAAGAAAAAGAAUUAUGAAUGUUUGUUCUAUUGGAUGCCAAGGGCAAUGUAAAGAAAAUUGUUUAUAUUCUGAUAAAGGAUAUGCUCAAUGUGAUCCUAUUUGUAAGGCAUCAUGUGAUAAUGAAUGUGGAAAUAAAGCUUCAAAAUAUAAAGAAUGUGAACCAAACUGUUUAUCUACUUGUAAUAAAACUUGUAAAAAUAGAAUGUCAGUUUUUAAAUGUAGCAUUAGUUGUUAUGCUUUAUGUAGAAAUGAAGCAUGUUCUAAAAGAUAA
Messenger RNA from Strongyloides ratti, 1470 nucleotides. RefSeq lists its product as hypothetical. Lineage: Eukaryota; Metazoa; Nematoda; Chromadorea; Rhabditida; Strongyloididae. The coding region runs from base 1 to 1470 and encodes 489 amino acids. The transcript has 2 exons. The record is from RefSeq and is a predicted model, not a curated record.